Molecule: messenger RNA, 2390 nt
Organism: Rhincodon typus (whale shark)
Lineage: Eukaryota; Metazoa; Chordata; Chondrichthyes; Orectolobiformes; Rhincodontidae
Product: vascular endothelial zinc finger 1-like
Exons: 4
Coding region: 1410-2390 (326 amino acids)
Cellular component (GO): nucleus
Source: RefSeq, a predicted model, not a curated record
GAGAAAGAGAGAGAAAGGAUAAUAUACAGAGAGAGGGGGGAUAAGAGAGAGAGAGAGACACGGGGUCAUAUGCAGAGACGAGGUGGGGGGAGGGAGGAUAAUAUACAGACAGGACAAGAUAAAGAAACGUGGGGUUGUGGACGAUAAUAUAUGAAGAGAGGGAGGGAGGGAGAGGGACAGGAUCAUAGUCAGCUAGAGAGACAGAGAGAGGAUAAUAUACAGAGGGAUAGAGAAGGAGAGACAGAGAGAGGAUCAUAUACAGAGAGGGGGAGCAGCAGAAGGGGAUAAUAUACAGCAUAGAGAGGGGGAAAGGGAUCAUAUACGGUAUAGAGAGGGAGAGAGGGUUAACAUACAGGAGAGACAGACAGGGAGAGGGAGAAAUAUACAAUAUAGACCGGGGGGUAGAGAGUGGAGGAACAGAAAUAAAUAAUAUACAUUAUAGGGGGGAGAGAGAAAAUAUUCAGUAUAGAUAGUGUAAAACUAAUAUAGAUAACAUACAGUGUAGAGGGAGGGAGUGUGUGAUAAAUAACAUAGAGAGAGGGGAAAUAAUAUACAGUGUAGACAGAGACAAUAAUAGAGAGAAAUAACUUAUAGAGAGAACAAUAGAAAUAAGGUACAGUGUAGAGAGAGGGAGAGAAAUAUCAAUAUAACAUAGGGUUGUGGGGUUGAGACGGAGGAUAGGAUAAAAUUAAUAGAGAGAGGGAUAUUAUACAGCAUAGGUAGAAAUAAUAGAGGGAGAGGAGCGAGAGAAAUAUAUAGAUAGGGAGGAGUAUAAAUAUAGCAUGCACUAUAGAAGCUGAGAAAUAUAAUAUAGAGAUAAAGGAAGGGAAAGAGAAAAUAAUAGAGGGAUCAUAUCUAUAUGCGGUAUAGGGGUGGGAGAGAGAUGGAUGUAAUAUAGAGAUUCAGAGAGAAAUACAAAACGAGGGGAGGGAGAGCAGGUUCUGUUUGUAAAUAAAGGGUCUGCUGGGAAGAGAGAGAAAUAUAACUAUACAGUGCAGGGAGAGGGAGAAAGAUACAGAGAGAGAAAGUGUACAGAAAUAGGAUUGGAGACAGGGAGAUACAAUAAUAGAGAGGGAUUGUAGAAACAGUAAAGGGAUAGGGAGAGGGAUAUGGUAUAGCGAGGGGGUGAGCAAAAUAGAAUACAGUGUAGCAAGUAUAUAAAGGCAGAAAAAGAUACAGUAGGAGAGAGAUAGGGAGACACAUUCCAGAGAGUAAAUAGUGGGAGAGAGUACAGAGUGUAGGGAGACAAGGGGAGAUAUAUAGUGUAGAGAGACAGACAGAGUGUUAGGGAUCAAGGGAUAUAUAGAGGGAGAGAGGGGCAAGACUGCAGGGUGGUUUGAGAAUAAAGAGAGAGAGAAGGGAACGUAGAGAAUCAGGGAGAGAGGGUGACGGAGGCUACAGGGGUCGCCAUGGAGGCUGCUUGGAGUAGCUUCAUCUUCCCGACAGCUGCUGUGGAUCAGACGGCUGGUGUCCAGGCCGACCUCCUGCCCAUCCUGACCGCAACCUCCGUCUCUCAGGAUUCCAGUCGCGCUCCCAGGGCAUCGGACGGCCCACUGCUGCCAGAGAGACCGAAGGAGCCGCAGCCCCAGGCCCAGACCGAGCCGGACAAGGGCAAGGCCAGGGGCAAGGGACCUUUCGUCUGCCCGCUUUGCUCGAAGGAGCUCAAGAACAAUUACAACUUGCGGCGACAUCAGCGGACCCACUCCAGUGGGGGCCAGAGCCAGCUGCAAGCUGGCACCAACCCUAGCCCACCCACCAUGGUGCCCAUUGCCCUCCUGAGCAUGACCAUGGCUGGAGUAGGGGGCGGCCUGGGGUCAGCUGAAGCGGCUCCGCAGCCAACUGGACCCUCCCCAUCUCCCACCCGUCGGGUCCGGAAGGAACACAGCUGCGAGCUGUGCGGGAAGGCCUUCCGUGACAUCUACCACUUGAACCGCCACAAACUCUCGCACUCGGACGAGAAGCCCUUUGAGUGUCCCAUCUGCCAGCAGCGUUUCAAACGCAAGGAUCGUAUGUGCUACCACGUCCGCUCGCACGAGGGUGGUGUCAAUAAACCCUACCUGUGCAGUCACUGUGGGAAGGGCUUUUCCAGAUCUGAUUAUACCCCUGUGGGUAGUCAGUAUCUUGUGAAAAAUUUGAUUAACUCUUCUGCAGUCCUUUUAGCCAUGAUACUGCGUAAUGGAAUGGCCUUAGGAAAUCUACUAGACGCAUCCAUUAUGGUUCUGGUGAAGCCUGUCCAUUGGCUGAAGAACUCAGUUCCAUUUCUCCCAGACCAGCUGAGGCGGAGAAUGUGUCUUGUCCUGGAACUUGGCCCUGUUACACCGAACCUCAUCAACAACCUCCAAAUCAGCAGGACGACCGGAGGGGAGAGAGGAGAGGGAGGCAGAGUCUGA